Molecule: messenger RNA, 1650 nt
Organism: Colletotrichum karsti
Lineage: Eukaryota; Fungi; Ascomycota; Sordariomycetes; Glomerellales; Glomerellaceae
Exons: 1
Coding region: 1-1650 (549 amino acids)
Source: RefSeq, a predicted model, not a curated record
AUGGCUCCCGUCAGUCUCUUCCGCCUUCCGCGCGAGGUACGCGACAUCGUCUAUCGAUACUACGUCACCGUCAGCGGCGGCCUCGUCUGCGACACCGAAGCUUUCGUCAACGGCAAACUCCGAGGGAAACACGAACCGCUCAGCUUCUCUCUCGUGUACACCUGCAAACAGAUCUCGGCCGAGAUGGAUCGCGGCGGCAUCGCUCUGCGCUACAACGUGCUAACCUUUUCGACGAUUUGGGACAGAGAUCUGGGCCACCUGGCAUGGGCCUUCGACGGGUUGGUCAACGGCGUGGAUGAGCUACGAUGCGAAAUCUUCCACCUCGUCGGCCACAGCAUUACAGACACGAUAUAUGACGAAAUGGCUGCUGAAUAUCCCCAGUUUCUGCCUCUAUUGGACCGCAUGAGGGAGGAAGGGCCGCGCUUCCCGGGAGAAGAGCCAUUAUCAACCGAGCGACACGGGCCAUACGGGGAGGCUCCCUCCGUAUAUCGCGAAUUCAUCAAGGACCUCCUACGGAAAGCGGUCAAGCAUGACGAUGCGUUCAGACAGGCAGUCGUGAACUGCCGCCUUCUUGAUCAUCGAGUCAACAAGCAUCGCUACGAAGUAGACCAAGGAUGGAGCACUUUCGACGCCAUACGCAGCUCAACCGAGCUUUGGGCCAUUCCAUCAGAGCGUCAAAUGAGCGAACUCAACUUCAUACUGGGAUGGGCCUGGCAACGCCACUUUACGAAGGCUUCGGCUCGGGAGACGUCGAAGUUCCGUUUCUCGGCCGCUGCGGCCGCUGUUCAUUUCCUCGAGAAUACUCCACACGAGCUGCGCAAACACCUGCGCGAAAUCGUUCUUGACGAAGACCGCGAGGCAGUGGCUCACCCGGAAUGCCAUGCUAGAGGCCUUAUUCCGUUUUGUGAACAGUAUCCCUUGCGAAUCGAGCGCCGCGCCAAUCUGUGGAGGAAUGUUUUUCAGAAAGAUUUCAACUACGACAGUCCCUCAGCUCGGGUUAACCCCAUGUUUGACGUGACUAUCACCCCGCUCUUCCUGAGUUCCGACCAGAUCACCGCAAACGUGUCCAGCUGGAUCGCAGAAGCCCUGGCGCUUUCUUCGGCUGGCAUGCCUCCUGCAGCAUUUUCCCUCGUCCUGGAUGGAAACCCGGCGCCGGAUCUUUGUUCUCGAAUAUUCCAAGCCGUUGUUCAGCGUGAUGUGGGCUGGCAAUUGGCUUGGCAGAAGAGCCUUGAUCGCAGACUGUUGCCGUACAUGACCUGGUAUGAAAGGAGGGGAGAAGGGGUGCCCCGACAUGGCUACGUCACGUUGACUGCUCUUUCACAGUUCCAAAAUCGUGUUCUUCCAGCGGACUAUGGGGGAUAUUGGGGAUACUUCUUCGAGGGGUUUCCUGAUGCCAUGGAAGACAUACGAAAGGGCGAUUCCGUCGUGCGUUGCAAUUUUGAUAUUGGCCAGCCUUUUGACGUAGACCAAAUCGUCUCCGAGCAUCGAACGUGGAGUUCUUUCAAAUGGAUCACGGAAUGGUUUAAUCACGAGCCAUGGUUUUGGGAGACUGAAGCCCCGUUGCCAGAGUGGCGGGGUUUGGUGGAAGAAAAUAUGUUCGAUGUUGCAGAGGAGGAGGGCAUGCAUAGACGUCGUCGGUAUUGGCAUUAG